Liolophura sinensis is the source of this 651-nucleotide messenger RNA. RefSeq lists its product as uncharacterized. The record is from RefSeq and is a predicted model, not a curated record. Gene Ontology annotation, molecular function: peptidyl-prolyl cis-trans isomerase activity; cyclosporin A binding. Gene Ontology annotation, biological process: protein peptidyl-prolyl isomerization; protein folding. NCBI's taxonomy places the organism in Eukaryota, Metazoa, Mollusca, Polyplacophora, Chitonida, Chitonidae. Bases 1 to 651 code for a protein of 216 amino acids. The transcript is spliced from 4 exons. Gene Ontology annotation, cellular component: intracellular membrane-bounded organelle; cytoplasm.
AUGAAGCUGAUGAUAUUCGUGUUUUUGGGAUGUCUCUUAUCCGUUGUGAAUUGUGAGAACUACACGGUAACGGAUGAAGUAUGGUUUGAUAUUGAGAUCAGAGAUUUCGACGGUGCGGGCGAUGAUUAUAGAGGGCGCUUUGUAAUCGGCUUGUUUGGUGACACAGUCCCUAUGACAGCAUUGAACUUUGCCUCCAUUGCCAAUGGCUACGAGAGGAAGAAGAAGAAGAUCCAAUACAAGGGAACACAUUUCCAUAGAAUUGUUCCAGAUUUUGUCAUCCAAGGAGGAGACACUACCCACGGGGAUGGACAAGGAGGUGAGGCUAUAUUCUGUCCUCAGUUUGUGGAUGAAAACUUUCACCUGAGCCACAAGGCUGCAGGUUACGUGUCCAUGGCUAACCACGGCCCUGACACCAACGGCUCGCAGUUUUUCAUCAUACUGAGUAAGGCAAGGUGGUUGGAUAAAAAACACGUGGUGUUUGGGAAAGUCGUGAAUGGCAUGGACGUUAUUCGAACCAUAGGAACUGUUGAGACGGAUGAGUUUUCGCAGCCAAAGAAACGGGUAAAGAUCAUAGACUGUGGCGCCGAUGAGGUGAAGAAAUACACACUGACCGAGGGGCAGACAUUAUCCGACCAGGAUAUAGAACGCUAA